Brassica rapa (field mustard) is the source of this 2537-nucleotide messenger RNA. RefSeq names its product phenylalanine ammonia-lyase 2. The record is from RefSeq and is a predicted model, not a curated record. Lineage: Eukaryota; Viridiplantae; Streptophyta; Magnoliopsida; Brassicales; Brassicaceae. Gene Ontology annotation, biological process: L-phenylalanine catabolic process. Gene Ontology annotation, cellular component: cytoplasm. Gene Ontology annotation, molecular function: ammonia-lyase activity.
UGUACUUACCUAACAUCAAACACCACCACAUCGUGUCCUUAUAUAAACCACUCUCCUCAUUCUCUUCUUCCUCAGGAACACAAAACCAAACUCCUUCACCAACAUUUCAAAAGCUCUCCUCUCUUUCAUCCUUCACCAACAACUCAAAAGAUCUGUUCCUAUUUAUCAAACACUAACUCAAAAACCAAUGGAUCAGAUCAACGGAUCAGUUCACCAAAACGGCAAAACCGAAGCCAUGUUGUUGUGCGGCGGACUAGAGAAGACUAAAGUGACGGUGGCGGCGGAUCCGUUGAAUUGGGGUGCUGCGGCCGAGCAGAUGAAAGGGAGUCAUUUGGAUGAGGUGAAGAGGAUGGUUGAGGAUUACCGUAAACCGGUGGUGAAUCUCGGCGGAGAAACACUGACGAUCGGACAAGUCGCGGCGAUCUCGAACGUAGGCGGUGGCGUUAAGGUUGAGCUAGCGGAGGCUUCGAGAGCCGGCGUGAAAGCUAGCAGCGAUUGGGUCAUGGAGAGUAUGGGUAAAGGUACUGACAGUUACGGUGUAACCACCGGGUUUGGAGCUACCUCUCACCGGAGAACAAAAAACGGCACCGCUUUGCAAACCGAACUCAUCAGGUUUUUGAACGCCGGAAUAUUCGGGAACACGAAGGAGACAUGUCACACGCUACCGGAAUCCGCCACGAGAGCCGCCAUGCUCGUCCGAGUCAACACACUCCUCCAAGGAUACUCCGGGAUCCGAUUCGAAAUCCUCGAAGCGAUCACCAGCCUCCUCAACCACAACAUCUCUCCGUCUCUCCCCCUCCGUGGAACCAUAACCGCCUCCGGCGAUCUCGUCCCCCUCUCCUACAUCGCCGGUCUCCUCACCGGCCGUCCAAACUCCAAAGCCACCGGUCCCAACGGCGAAUCCCUAACCGCCGAGGAAGCCUUCAAGAAAGCGGGAAUCACUUCCGGAUUCUUCGAUCUACAGCCUAAGGAAGGCUUAGCGCUCGUCAACGGCACGGCGGUUGGAUCCGGCAUGGCGUCGAUGGUUCUCUUCGAAGCGAAUGUUCAAUCGGUCCUCGCCGAGGUUUUAUCCGCGAUCUUCGCGGAGGUGAUGAGCGGGAAGCCGGAGUUCACCGAUCAUUUGACUCACCGACUCAAACACCACCCCGGACAAAUCGAGGCGGCGGCGAUCAUGGAGCACAUCCUCGACGGAAGCUCGUACAUGAAGCUAGCGGCAAAGCUCCACGAGAUGGAUCCGUUACAAAAACCGAAACAAGACCGUUACGCGCUCCGCACGUCUCCUCAGUGGCUAGGCCCUCAGAUCGAAGUGAUCCGUCACGCCACGAAGUCAAUCGAGCGUGAGAUCAACUCCGUUAAUGAUAAUCCGUUAAUCGACGUUUCGAGGAACAAAGCGAUUCACGGUGGUAACUUCCAGGGGACUCCGAUAGGAGUCUCUAUGGACAACACACGUUUAGCGGUUGCAGCUAUUGGGAAGCUCAUGUUCGCUCAAUUCUCGGAGCUUGUUAACGACUUCUACAACAACGGUCUUCCUUCGAAUCUAACGGCUUCCAACAACCCAAGCUUGGAUUACGGAUUCAAAGGAGCGGAGAUCGCUAUGGCUUCUUACUGCUCUGAGCUUCAGUACCUUGCGAAUCCGGUUACUAGCCAUGUUCAAUCAGCUGAGCAACAUAACCAAGAUGUUAACUCUUUAGGACUCAUCUCGUCUCGUAAGACGUCAGAAGCUGUUGACAUUCUCAAGCUCAUGUCUACCACGUUCCUCGUAGCGAUUUGUCAAGCUGUUGAUUUGAGACAUCUUGAGGAGAAUCUGAGACAGACCGUGAAGAACACGGUUUCUCAAGUGGCGAAGAAAGUGUUGACUACUGGAGUCAACGGGGAGUUGCAUCCAUCGCGGUUCUGCGAGAAAGACUUGCUUAAGGUCGUUGAUCGUGAACAAGUGUUUACAUAUGUGGACGAUCCUUGUAGCGCUACUUACCCAUUGAUGCAGAAGCUAAGACAAGUUAUCGUUGAUCACGCGUUAUCCAAUGGUGAGACUGAGAAGAACGCAGUGACUUCGAUCUUUCAAAAGAUUGGAGCUUUUGAGGAGGAGCUUAAGAUGGUGCUUCCUAAGGAAGUGGAUGCGACUAGAGAGGCUUACGGUAAUGGAACGGCGGCGAUUCCGAACAGGAUUAAGGAGUGUCGGUCUUAUCCAUUAUAUAAGUUUGUGAGGGAAGAGCUCGGGACGAAGUUGCUGACCGGAGAAAAGGUUGUCUCUCCGGGAGAGGAGUUUGAUAAGGUGUUCACUGCAAUGUGUGAAGGUAAGAUUAUUGACCCAUUGAUGGAUUGUCUCAAGGAAUGGAACGGAGCUCCCAUUCCCAUCUGUUAAGAGAGCCUUCCUCUGUUAAUCUGUUAUGCUCUGUUGUGUUUUGUCCAGCUUCAGUUUUGUUGCUUUUGCUUGUUUGAAAUUUGAGUGUAAUGUGAAUGGUGUCACUUUGUAUAAUAUAUAUAUGAAAAUUACGUGUAAUUCUCAUUUGAUGCAUCAAACAAUAGUUUUUAUAUGA